Molecule: messenger RNA, 3319 nt
Organism: Anopheles coluzzii
Lineage: Eukaryota; Metazoa; Arthropoda; Insecta; Diptera; Culicidae
Product: dual specificity protein phosphatase 3
Exons: 5
Coding region: 854-1447 (197 amino acids)
Biological process (GO): protein dephosphorylation; negative regulation of MAPK cascade
Cellular component (GO): cytoplasm
Molecular function (GO): MAP kinase phosphatase activity; protein tyrosine/serine/threonine phosphatase activity
Source: RefSeq, a predicted model, not a curated record
GUCGACGUCAUUCAAAGUUCGCUCGCUGUCGCAGCAAGUCGCGCGGACGCCCAGUUCCAGCAUUUCCUUCCCGAGCCACCCGAGAAGCAGCGCCCUACUGCGUGAGUGUGUGUGUGGUGGGGCUGUGUUUUGUUAUUUGUUAUCGUCGUCAUCACCCACCGACCAAAGAGCCUCCCUCUCCUACAGGCGACAGAAGGGAAAGUCAAGGAAUCCUUUGUGGAAACUCCCGACCGGACCUGCUGGAUAGAGACAAAGAGAGCGAUGUCCUGAGGAGGUGUUUUUUUCCGCCAUUCAUCAACCUCAGCGGGUGUGUGAGGGCGAUUUUUGUUGUUGUUGUUUUCCAUCGUAGCUGAUGUGUUGUUGCGCCACAUUACGUGUGUUAAACCGGUGACCAAAUACGGCGAAGUGUGUGUGUGCGCCAUAGUGAACUAACUUUCUUCCCGCGUUGAGGUCCGAGGACCGUUUUCUGGAGCUUUGGUUUUCCUUCCAGCAGUCACUGCGCAAAAAAAGGUGAUGUAGUAGCAUCAGCAACUGUUGACGUGUGUGUGUGUGUGUUUGUGAAAUUAAUUAAGCUUUAGUGACGCAUCAGUCAAGUCUGUGAUAGCAGUGUGAGAGAGACGCUCUGGUACGACGCCGCACGCAAACACCUCGGCAAACCCGGGAGUGAAGUAGAUUGUCAUUUAUCUUCCCAUACACACUCGUAUUUCAAUUCUACCCCAUCUACACACCAGCAACGACGCAACGCGUGGUUGCAUCACGUUGGGGUGCAAAACUGCAGCGCUGCAAGUGUGCAACGGAGGCGCAUCUGUAUACGCGUACCCCCUAUCUGACACAUUACCGUAACAACGACAAGAUGGCAGAACAAACGACCGGCAGGCAGCUACAGCGGAUCCUGCACUACUCCGUCACACCGUGCCGGCCCAUGCUGGGCCUUCGACGUUCCGAAUGUGCAUUAUACGACGUUGACUGUGAUGAAGUCUAUCCACGGCUGUACAUUGGCGAUGCCAACUCAGCUAAAAACAAACAGUAUUUGCGGCUGAUCGGUGUAACGCACGUGCUGAACACGGCGGAAGGCACUCGCUUCGGGCAGGUGGAUACGGGCCACAGCUACUACCGGGACAUGUCCGGCAUCAGGUGUACGUUCAGGUAUAUGGGCUUUCCGAUGAUUGACCAGCCGACGACGGACAUCAGCCGGUACUUCUACAUUGCCUCCAAGUUUAUCGAGAAUGGUAUCAACAGUGGAGGUAAGGUCCUUGUGCACUGUAUGAUGGGCAUGUCCCGUUCGGCGACCUGCGUGCUGGCGUACCUCAUGAUCGCCCGCAAGAUGACCGCCGCCGAGGCGAUCCGCACCGUCCGAAUGCAUCGGGACAUUCGCCCGAACGAGGGCUUCCUCCAGCAGCUGGCCGAUCUGGACAAUGAGCUGAAGCGUGACCGGUUGUACUAUUGACUCGAGUGUGGCCAACGCUUCAGGAAGAAAUAAUGCCGAUUAUAUUAAUCUAAACGUGUGGGGGUAAAAAAAAAACAUGGCGCAAACCGAGGCAGCAGCUCUAACCCAACAGCAGAACAACACGCACCCAUCAUGUGUUUGUGUGCAUGUGUAAACUAAUACUCUCUAACUCAUCCAAUCACAUGAACAACAAAACAAUGCUAUUUUAAACACUUACUAUGCAGGCGUACGUAAUGGAUGCUCGGUUGAAGGUUUCCAGGGUCGUGCUCGUGACAUAUAGAUGGCAGCUCUAGUCGGCAGGCAAUAUUGUGAUGUAGAAAAAAAAUCGAACAGGGGAAGGGAAAAUUUUUCUUUCUUGUUUUGGGGACACUACUCCAACAUCCAUUCCGAAUAUGGGGAGGGACAGACACCACGAGGAGUUGGAGCAUUACAAUUCGCCUGAGGUUUAUUGUUGAUGGAGUCCAAUAAGGUGACGCACAGAAAGAAGUUACUACACCAAAUAUAACAUUAUGAGUUAAGUAUGCAAAAAAACUACAUUCUACCACACAUCUUAGAUCGUUUGUGUUUGCUCUUGUAUGUUAGAUUAAUGUAUGACAUUACAGAGAAGGCUCUACAUUGAACGCUUUUGUAAAACAUGAGCUGGAGAAGCAAAUAACAACCUAAAGAUUUCCUUCAUGAGACCAUUUAAGACCAGAAACAAUAUCAGAAUUUCGCUUUAACAAAUAGGUUUUUUCAAAACCAAUCAACGAACAAGAGAUCUUUGCAGAAGAUACAACAGCAAUCCAGGGAAAUACAAAACAUACCAAUCCUUUACCCAAGUAGUAGUGCUAGUGCGAAGACUUUUGAAAGGGUGAAAGGAACUCCGUUGUCUAGGAUUAGAUCCGCUAGUCAGCUCUCGGGAGUACAACAAUAGGCAGAACUUCUCACCAGUCAUGGUUGAGUGGUCGUUGUACAGAUGCUAGAGACACCGAAACUCCACCGUAUGUCAGCUGAGAUUAUGUUACCAUUUCACUACGUUCUGAAGACAACUACCACUGUGUACUACAUCUAAUCUAAUGAAACAAACUCUACACUUGAAUCAACAAGAAAUGAGAAGAAGCAAAAAAACAAAACCUCCGAAUCUCAUCGAACGACACAAAAUUGUGUUAAGGACAAACUGUUUUAGACCGCGGAGAAACGAACGAUCAGCUGUUGUAGUGCAGUAGAACCAAUAAUAAUAAUAAUUAAAUACUAGACCAGGCUUAGGCCAGUUCAGAGGAAGAGCCAAGCCAGUUGGAGGAGAUAAUACACACUUUUUGAUAACAACUAGUAGUGCUAAAUUAUUCAAAAACAACACAAAAAAACCAAAGCCAUAUUCUAGCCGCUGGUCGUGCGUACGAAACGGGAAUGGGGAAAAGAGAAUAGAAAAAAUGGGGUUUGGAAACACAAAACAAACGUUGCCAAGGCAGAGCCUAUGGAGUUUUCAGCGUUCGGGGGGGAAAAAAAACAUUAGAAAAAUGGAAGUAGCCAUCGUAGAGCGUUCGACGUAGAGACGCUUGGACGACAUAUUGAAAGUUUUAAAGCGUGGAUUGGAAGUUGGAAAGGUAUCCCGAUAAUCAGAAUGCUGGAUUAUGCUUUAGCCGUUUGCCUAUACGCCAGCAUCCAAGGUGCAGGUGGCAGUAUUAGAGCACUAUUUACAGAUAGCGAAUAGGAAUGGGAAGAGGUGUAAAAGGGCUAGAAGCGAAAGGCAAGUGCUAUUAGGAAUGGUUUUAAAUCAUAACGUGCGAUGUAACGAUGAGAUUAUGAGAUGACACACAAAACAUACACCUACCAAAACAUACACCACAGGCAUCGAAAUGGAUGAUCUAAUAAAGAAAGGAGCAAACAACAAAA